UUGGACCUCCGGGGUAUUUCGAAGACAUCCUGAGACCUCAACUCUAUUUGGUACAUUGCUCGGUACAAGUUUUUGUGCUGGUUCUGAUGCGUAGCUUAUGCCCAAAACAAAGAGCCCAGGACAAAGGGAUGGGUUUACAACAAAAAUGAGUAUCCUUCUCGGAAACCGAGUCAUUGCGUCGCCCUGUUUCACCUGUCCAUCGUAGAUGCCAGGUAAUAACGCGACCAACACAACGUCUGACCAUCGCGACACUACGGAGCCGGCAGCACUGCAUAAGUCCAAUUUCAGAGUCGCACCUAAUUCACUCAGGAAAAUAGCCACGGCUGCCCGUAACGGUUGAUCCAUAAUUGAUUUGUAAAUUCUAAUGAUUUUUGGAACGAAAUGGUAAAAGUAAGGUCCACGACCAUUCGAGGAACAGUCUCAACGAUAAUAAAGACGGCGGCGCGCAUGGUAGCAACGACGAGAGUAAUGGAUGAUAUUCCAAUGAUUCCAAAUGACGCAGUUUCUCUACUUACGAAAGAAAAACUUUUAGAGCGUUUUACUCCGUAUGACUACACCAUAGUCGUCCUGAUGCUAGUGUGUUCCGGAGCCAUUGGCCUGUAUUGCGCUUUUGCAGAAGGUCUCCAAAAGACAACACGCCAACUUCUAUCUGCAAAUGGCCGACUCUCCCCAACAUUUGUUUCGCUAUCGCUAACAGCGUCCUUCAUUUCCGCCACGUUUGUUCUUGGGAAUGCUGCCGAGGUGUACCAGAAUAGCACGAUGAUCUUCGUAACCAUUGGGUCAUACGUUUUCAUGCUGGCAACAACGGCUUCAUUUUUUGUGCCGAUUUUCUAUGAAUUGGGCGUAAACACAUGCUACCAGUAUCUUGAGUUGAGGUUCUCCCGAUUGGUUCGAAUGGCUGCCGUCGUACUAUAUAUUAUCGAGAUGCUGAUCUACAUGUCGGUAUCGUUGUACGCCCCAGCGCUAGCUAUAUCUAGUAUAACGGGAAUAAAAUUAUGGACAACCGUGUGUGCUAUCAGCAUCGUGUGUACUCUCUAUACAUCUGUUGGCGGAAUCAAAGCAGUAGUCUACACAAACGCAUUUCAGUUGGUUGUUAUGCUCAUUGCGAUGAUCGUCAUUGUGAUCUCUGGAUAUGCUCACCUCGGCGGCUUCAACAGGGUUUGGAAAAUUGCGGAGCGUGGGAAGCGAAUUCAUUUUACCGAUUUUCGCUUUGACCCUACGGUUCGUCACACCGUAUGGGGUCUCGUGAUAGGGGCAGCCAUCUCGAACAUGGGUUCCUAUGCUACUAACAACAUGAUGGUGCUUAGAUACUUCACUGUGUCGUCAUUAAAUGCUGCCAAAUGGGCUGUAUGGAUGAACUUACCUUUGCUUGUGGCAGUCCUUUCAUUAUCAUGCUUAUCGGGCCUUCUUAUGUUCGCACGCUAUCACGCUUGCGAUCCGAUAGCUAAUAAACAGGUAACGUCGUCAGACCAGCUGCUUCCGUAUUUUAUUUUGGAUGUUCUCGGAGCCACGACCGGCAUGUCAGGUCUAUUUGUGGCUGGGAUAUUCGCCGCUUCAUUAAGUUCGAUUUCUUCUGCGGUGAAUGCACUUUGCAACGUCUUCUACAUUGACAUCGUCCUGAUUUGUUGGCCAAGUAUUUCCUCUGAGACCGGAGCAAAGGUGAUUGUCGGUCUUGGAGCCGUGUUCAGUUUGUUGGCAAUUAUUCUCGUAGUGGGAACUUCGUCAAUGGGCCAGGUCCUUCCUGCCACCGUCGCUAUAAAUUCGAGUGUUGGUGCACCUCUCUUCGGAUUGUUUUUUGUUGGGAUAUUUUUUCCUACGGUUACAACGUUAGGUGCGCUUACCGGCUUCGUCGUUUCUCUGCCAAUUUCGCUCUACCUAAAUAUGGCGCCGAUCAUUGCUGAAGUCCAAGCGUUUACGCUAACUCAUUUAACAGUGAGGAGCUGCGUAGAAAACUUUCCAUCGGCCAAUUAUUCAACCACAGUCGCGACUCCCUUAACUGCAGAGAAUCUUCCAUUCAUAUAUCGGCUGUCCUAUUUGUGGAUGUCGAGUAUAUCCGUUUUUAUACAGGUGGUCGUGUCUUUACUUGUUAGCAAAAUAACCGGAAGCAAUGACCCAACGAAAAUGAACCCCAAUCUUAUCUGCACGCCGUUCGACAGUUGUCCAUGUUUAUCAGACGAAAUCAAAACUAUUUUAAAUUUUGGUGUUGGGAAACAUUUUGACGUUUUAUCUCGUGCCGAAGCUGAGAAAUUAACCUUUGGGGACGUAUUGGGUUCAGCUAGAAUGAAACGACCUGAAGUAGAGGAAUCGAGUGACCUUACGACUAUGCCAAGCGAGAGCUCAGAUACUAUAACUAACAUCGGAUCCCGAAUUUCCUGAGGCAAAGAAGUAUCUGAUAUACGUAAAGAGCAAUCAGCGUAUUAAAACCUACCCAAGUGGUGUUGUAGAUUUUAACGUG
Messenger RNA from Varroa destructor (honeybee mite), 2455 nucleotides. Its product is annotated as sodium-coupled monocarboxylate transporter 1-like. Gene Ontology annotation, cellular component: membrane. NCBI's taxonomy places the organism in Eukaryota, Metazoa, Arthropoda, Arachnida, Mesostigmata, Varroidae. The record is from RefSeq and is a predicted model, not a curated record. Gene Ontology annotation, biological process: sodium ion transport; transmembrane transport. Gene Ontology annotation, molecular function: symporter activity.